Messenger RNA from Mucor velutinosus, 1284 nucleotides. RefSeq lists its product as uncharacterized. Gene Ontology annotation, biological process: negative regulation of cAMP-dependent protein kinase activity. Lineage: Eukaryota; Fungi; Mucoromycota; Mucoromycetes; Mucorales; Mucoraceae. Gene Ontology annotation, molecular function: cAMP-dependent protein kinase inhibitor activity; cAMP binding; protein kinase A catalytic subunit binding. The coding region runs from base 1 to 1284 and encodes 427 amino acids. Gene Ontology annotation, cellular component: nucleus; cAMP-dependent protein kinase complex. The transcript is spliced from 3 exons. The record is from RefSeq and is a predicted model, not a curated record.
AUGAUAGCUGAUGAACAUCCAUUUGAAUUUGCGCCUCAGCAAGAUGAAUACACACAGCUGUUGACAGAGUUACAUAAUGAAUACUGCGCUGAGCAGCCGUUAGAUGUGCUUCAGUUCUGUUCCAACUUCUUCAUUCGAAAACUUGAAGAGCAACGCUUGGAGCACAGAAAUAACCACCAUUCCCGUAACAACUUAUUUGAUACCAAUGAUACCAGUAAUGAUUUACAUCCCUUAUGUGAGCAACCACAAGAAGACUUUUCACAACAGCAAGGCAUCCAGUGGGAAACCACGCAUAUGGGUCAUCCCAACGAUUAUGGCGUUAACGAUGAUAAUGAUGAUGAUCCGUUGGAAGAUGAUGAUGAUGAAGAAUUUGACAAAUUUUCAACUGAACCUUUACCCUCGCUGCCUCCCACAAACUAUAACCGUGGUCGUCGUACAUCUGUUAGCGCAGAGAGCAUGGCACCCAGCGCCAACCAAGACUUUGUCAAGGUCAUCAUUCCCAAAUCUCAGGCACAAGCAGAGCGCAUCAAAGUCUCCAUUAGCAGCAACUUUUUGUUUCGCAACCUGGAUGAAGAGCAGUACCUGGAUGUAGUAAAUGCCAUGUCUGAAAAGCGCGUCGUCAAGGGAACCACAGUGAUUGAACAAGGAGAUGUUGGUGAUUUUUUUUAUGUAGUCGAGUCGGGUACUUUGGAUUGUUUUAUUGGGCAAAACAAGGUUACCAACUAUGAGGCAGGUGGUAGUUUCGGUGAAUUAGCUUUAAUGUACAACGCCCCUCGUGCUGCUACUAUUAUUACAACAUCAGACUCUGUGCUUUGGGCCUUGGAUAGAAUCACCUUCCGCACCAUCUUGAUGGAGAACACCUCACGCAAAAGACGCAUGUAUGAAUACUUCUUAUCAGAGGUCGUGUUGUUAAAAUCCCUGGAGUCAUAUGAACAGCAUAAAAUUGCGGAUGCUCUUGAAUCAGUGUAUUUUGAAGAUGGACAGGAGGUUGUGAAGCAGGGAGAUGUCGGAGAUCAGUUCUAUAUCAUUGAAUCGGGUGAAGCUAUCGUGUUGAAGGAAGAGAAUGGCGUUCAGCAACAAGUGAAUCAGCUUCAGAGAGGAUCCUAUUUUGGAGAAUUGGCAUUGUUAAACGAUGCUCCUAGAGCUGCAACUGUUGUUGCUCAUGGCAGACUCAAAUGUGCUACACUGGGUAAAAAGGCAUUCACUCGUCUUCUUGGCCCUGUUUUGGACAUCUUGAAGCGCAAUUCAGAGAACUAUCAUGCUGUCAUUAACCAGCAAUCAUAA